Molecule: messenger RNA, 890 nt
Organism: Anopheles funestus (African malaria mosquito)
Lineage: Eukaryota; Metazoa; Arthropoda; Insecta; Diptera; Culicidae
Product: larval/pupal cuticle protein H1C-like
Exons: 3
Coding region: 149-538 (129 amino acids)
Source: RefSeq, a predicted model, not a curated record
ACGACGAUCGUUGCUCGAUCUUUGACUAUAAAAGCUGCCGGCAGGCUGGGAAAGAUCGUCAGUCAACUGUGUGUGCUACAGCUCCUAAGUGUUACAAACAAACUUCUUCCGUCGUUUUACCGUCGACAACAACCAACAACUCACCAAAAUGUACAAGCUGUUCGUUCUUGCUUCCAUCCUGGCUGUUGCUGCCGCCGCCCCAGGACUCGUGGUCGCUCCGGCCGUCGUGCACUCUGCCCCGCUGGUCCACGCUGCCCCAGUUGCCGUGAGCCACUCCUCGUCGCACGUUGUGCACCAUGCCCCAGUUGUUAAGACUGUUGCCGUUCACUCCGCACCGGUUGUUGCCGUCCAUCACGCCCCGGUCGUGAAGGCUCUCCCGGUUGUGCACCACGCUCCGGUCGUCCACCAUGCCCCAGUUGUCCACCAUGCUCCGCUCGUCAAGACCGUCGUCCACUCGUCCCCGGUGGUUCACUCCGUGCACCCGGUCCCAGUCGUCAAGAGCGUCGUUGCCAGCCCGGUCGUCCUCCACCAUCACUAAACGGUCCACCAACAACUCUGUGUCCGUGUCCGCGUUAGUGUCUGUAACACUUAGAGACUUGGCACUUGGCACUCAGUAACUUUUUCUACACAAGCAGCAGAAAACCACCAACACCUCGAAAACUCUAACCGUCACCCGUUCUAGGCACCACUUCCCUGGCGAGCGGGUCAUGUAAAUAUGUAGUGCAGCCGAAAACACACAGAAGACAAACAAACAAACAAAAAACUGCAUCAAACACGCACACAAAACCCAAACUUCUUCAGUCGAACAAAUUUGAGUCAAUCGAAAGUGAGUGUGUGAGAGAGUAAAAAAGUUAUGAACAUAUCAAUACAACUUUGUUGAAAAAGUUAAA